Lampris incognitus (smalleye Pacific opah) is the source of this 2011-nucleotide messenger RNA. RefSeq names its product cartilage acidic protein 1a (gene crtac1a). The transcript has 14 exons. Lineage: Eukaryota; Metazoa; Chordata; Actinopteri; Lampriformes; Lampridae. Bases 115 to 1755 code for a protein of 546 amino acids. The record is from RefSeq and is a predicted model, not a curated record. Gene Ontology annotation, biological process: axonal fasciculation.
GUGUAAGGGUAAAAAUUCUCCCCAUAAAUAAGAAGGUACGGCGUUUAUAAGGAUUAUACAUUUGCAGCGGACCUGAUAAAUUGCAUCACUACGCAUUGAUAACAGGUAGCAGCGAUGUGGGGUUCAAAUCUGUUCUUCCUCCUGGGACUCUGGUACCAGUCGCUUGCCCAUGGUUUUGAGCCCAUGUUUAAGGCGGUAACAGACAGGGUCCUUCCCCCUGACACCGUGCACAACCCUACACAGCUCAAUUAUGGCAUGGCUGUCACGGAUGUAGAUGGUGAUGGAGACCUGGAAGUAGUGGUGGCUGGUUACAACGGACCCAAUCUGGUGUUGAAGUAUGAUCGUAGUCUGAGCAAGUUGGUGAACAUCGCGGUGGAUGACCGCAACUCUCCAUUCUAUGCCCUGAGGGACACAGCAGGAAAUGCCAUUGGAGUCACUGCGUGUGAUGUGGAUGGAGAUGGGAGAGAGGAGAUCUACUUCCUCAACACAAACAAUGCUUACUCUGGGCAGGCCACCUACUCAGACAAACUCUUCAAGUUCCGCAAUGGCCACUUUGAAGAUCUUUUGAGUGACGAUAUCAAUGUGCGCCAUGGCGUGGCUAAUCGCAUGGCAGGACGUUCUGUGGCUUGUGUGGAUAGGAAGGGUACAGGGCGUUAUGGAGUCUAUGUGGCAAACUACGCCAGGGGCAGCAUUGGUCCCCAUGCCCUCAUAGAAAUGGAUGAGGCAGCCAGUGAUGUGGCUAAGGGCAUUAUUGCUUUGUCUGACGUAGCAGCCAAGGUUGGAGUCAAUAAGCUCACAGGUGGGCGGGGUGUGACAGUUGGACCAAUCCUGAGCCAAACCAUGUCUGACGUGUUCUGUGACAAUGAGAAUGGACCCAACUUCCUGUUCAAGAAUAACGGGGACGGGACUUUUGUUGACAUGGCCAAGCAGACAGGUGUGGAAGACCAGUACCAACAUGGCAGAGGAGUCGCUCUGGCUGACUUCAAUGGUGAUAGAAAGACAGACAUAGUCUACGGGAACUGGAAUGGCCCACACAGACUUUUCCUGCAGGGCGGCGAUAGCAAGUUCCGGAACAUUGCCACUGCAGAAUUUGCCGCCCCUUCCCCCAUUCGCACUGCGAUCACUGCUGACUUUGAUAAUGACAAGGAGCUGGAAGUGUUCUUCAACAACAUUGCCUACAUGGGAAACGCUCCCAACAGACUCUUCAGGGUGUCAAGGAGAGCUGACUCAGACCCCUUGAUCCAAAAGCUGAAUGUUGGAGAAGCUGAGGAGCCUCAGGGGCGUGGCACAGGUGGCACUGUGACAGACUUUGAUGGUGAUGGACAGCUGGACUUAGUGCUCACACAUGGCGAGAGUGCUUCCCAACCCAUUUCUGUCUUCAAGGUUACACAGGGUUCAACCAAUAACUGGCUGCGUGUAAUCCCUCGCACACAGUUUGGCUCUUUUGCCCGUGGUGCCAAGGUCACAGUCUUUACCAAUCAGAGUGGCGCUCACAUGCGCAUCAUUGAUGGAGGCUCCGGGUACCUGUGUGAAAUGGAACCAGUCGCCCACUUUGGAUUAGGAAAUGAUGAAGUAACUGUACUGGAGGUGUCCUGGCCAGAUGGCAGCUCAAUCGCCCGAACUCUUCAGUCUGGUGAAAUGAACUCGGUGGUGGAAGUAGCCUAUCCAAAAGACGGGGAAAUAUCUGCUCUGAGCAAUGAUACACAGUGCGGUCAAGGGUUUGCUGUCACAAAUGGUCGCUGUGAAGGUAUUUGAUGACUUAAAACGGCAUCAGAAUUUUUGAAAAGAAAAUGCAGGAACAUACAAGGAAAACAUCAUUAUAAACAUUUUUGCAUGUUUUUCCCCCCCUAAUUGUUCCUAAAGGCAGCACACUGUUGUUUUCUUUACUCUAUGAGUAGUUUCCAGGAGGGUUGUUCAUGGGUUUUUGUACAUUUUUUUCCCCUUAUUAACAUAGUUUUUUCUUGAACAUUUUUCUUUGCUGUAUUAUGUUUGGUUGUCUUUUUUUUUUAAG